Messenger RNA from Trametes versicolor FP-101664 SS1, 1002 nucleotides. RefSeq names its product terpenoid synthase. The transcript has 5 exons. Lineage: Eukaryota; Fungi; Basidiomycota; Agaricomycetes; Polyporales; Polyporaceae. Bases 1 to 1002 code for a protein of 333 amino acids. The record is from RefSeq and is a predicted model, not a curated record.
AUGUCUCGCUCUCUUCGUCUUCCUGAUACUCUGUCGCAGUGGCCCUACCCGCGGCGCAUUAACCCCGCCUACGAGGAGGUUUCUGCUGAAUCUGCGGCAUGGUUGCGGUCAUUCCACGCAUUCUCCAAUGAGGCACAGGUCGCCUUCGACAAGUGCAAGUUCGGUCUUUUGGCCUCUUUGACGUACCCCAACGUUGACAAAGAUCACCUGCGCGCCGCCUGCGACCUCAUGAACGUCUUCUUCGUUUUCGACGAGCAGACGGACAUCGCGGACACGGCACGUACCCGCGAGCUCGCGGACAUCGUUAUCGACGCUGUGCGCCAUCCGGAUCGCCCCCGUCCAGAAGGGGAGCCCGUUGUCGGAGAAAUUACGCGGCAAUUCUGGGCCCAUGCGUGCGUGAACUCUACCGCGUCUGGGCGGGCGCGGUUCGAACAGGAGUGGGCGCGUUACGUCGAGUCCGUCGUCGGGCAGGCGGAGGACCGCGAUGCGGGCCGCCUUCGCACGACUGAGGAGUACCUCGAGCUCCGAAGGUUUACGAUUGGAGCCGACCCGAGCUACGCGCUCGCGAUGGCCCGAGUGGACCUGCCACUCGCGGUGUCCGAACUCCCUGUCUUCCGGAAGCUCCGCGGGUGCAUCACGGAUAUGCUUAUAUUUGAUAAUGACCUGCUUUCGUACCGCAAGGAGUACGCCGCGGGGGACGACAUGCACAACAUCAUCACGCUAGUCAUGAACGAAAAGCAGAUUGACGUGGACGCCGCGGUCGAAUGGCUCGCCGCGGAGCACGCCAAGCGGGUGGACGAGUUCUUCGUCCUGUGGCCGCAGGCGUCGGCGAUGUCCUUCGGCUCGGACGAGCUCAAUCAGGCGGUGGCGACCUACUUGGACCAUCUCGUCAACUGGCCCCGCGGAGAUGAGUGCUGGAGCUUCGAGAGCGGGAGGUACUUCGGGAAAGACGGCGCCCGCGUCAAGAAAGAGAGGGUCAUCGAGCUCAAGACUAGAGAUUAA